Messenger RNA from Trichechus manatus latirostris (Florida manatee), 1695 nucleotides. Its product is annotated as 60S ribosomal protein L30-like. The coding region runs from base 1 to 438 and encodes 145 amino acids. NCBI's taxonomy places the organism in Eukaryota, Metazoa, Chordata, Mammalia, Sirenia, Trichechidae. Gene Ontology annotation, cellular component: cytosolic large ribosomal subunit. The transcript has 2 exons. Gene Ontology annotation, molecular function: RNA binding; structural constituent of ribosome. The record is from RefSeq and is a predicted model, not a curated record.
AUGGGGACACGCGUAGAGAUUUUCACAGUGAAACCCAUCCUGAUGAAUUGUCAAAAUCCUGUAGUCUUCCUAGGCAGGAGGACGGUGGCCACGAAGAAGACAAAAAAGUCGCUGAAGUCGAUCAACUCCAGGCUUCAGCUUGUUAUGAAAAGUGGAAAAUAUGUGGUGGGGUACAAGCAGACUCUGAAGAUGAUCAGGCAAGGCAAAGCAAAGCUGGUCAUCCUCGUCGACAACUGCCCAGCCUUGAGGAAAUCUGAGAUGGAGUACUACGCCAUGUUGGCCGAAACUGGCGUCCAUCAUUACAGUGGCAGUCAUGUUGAAUUGGGCACAGCGUGUGGAGAAUGCUACAGAGUAUGCACACUGGCUGUCGUUGAUCCGGGUGAUUCCAGUAUCAUUAGAAGCAUGCCAGAGCAGACUGGGGAAAACGAAAUCAUGUAAUUUUUUUCUGUAAUAAAACUAGUGACAGCUUGUUAAAAAAAAUCAAGGCAAAUGACCAAUGGAUGAAAAACAGGUUAGUAAGUGGAUCUCUAUGAAAACCAACAGGAAGGCAAAUAGAAAUCCAGGAUCACAACUUUUACGUCUUUCUUUGGCUUAUCUUUAUUCUGCUGCUCACUUAAAUGCAUCAUUUGCAUCUCCUUUUCUCUGUGCCCCCUUUUCCCAAGUUAUAUGACUGAAAGGAAAAAUGGCGUGCGUUGAAAGAGUGAACAUGUGAAAACCAGUGAGAGUCUCAAAGCACAGAUUCUUUGCAGUAGUUUUAGCCAAAAGUAGAAGGCAGAUGCUUGAGAAAGAUAAUAAAAAUACUAGCUCUUUAAAUUCAGCAAGGUGAUGUUAAUGGGCUAUGAGUGUACUGCCUAAGUGGGUCACACCUGUUUAAUGUCUACAAAAAGAACGUUGGGAAGGAUAAAAAUAAGAGUUCUAGUCGUGUUCAGGACUUACACCUCUGAUCUGUUCCCCUGAGUCUGUCAGGUUUCGAGCUCCUUUUCUAUGCUCAGAAGUAUAACAAAUAUAAGAUAGUAUUAAAAAUGGGGUUUUUACAUGCCCCAUGAACAUCCUUUUAAAAUUUAGAUUGAUUUUAAUUCACUCAAAUUGAAUGUGUGCAUAAAUCUUAUAUUUAAAAAAAAAUUCAGUCGGAUAAAAUCCUAAAAAUAUUAUGUUCUGGUCAGGUUGGAUUUUUUUUAUAGUAGGAAAAUGUCUUGAUUCCCUGUACCCCUGGACAUAUUCUAGGGAUCCCUUCCGGCCUAAAUCUCUCCUCAAAUAGUCAUCUCUGUGAAAGGCACUAGAACUUUCUGCUGGGGAAGUACACCAGCUGUUUUCAGUUGGUAACCAGGGAAGUGUUUAUACGAUACAAUAGCAGAAAGUUAUUUUUACAGCCUUAGCAGUGUUCCACUGUGCUCAAAGAGAGAUCCACAGGAAAAACCAACAGAGGCUGUAGUAAGCCAGCUAGCAAGAAUACAGGUAAUCCAGCUAGCAAAAUUACAAGCUGGUGGGCUGGGUGUAACCUGAGAAAAAAAAAAGGUAGGUAGCCAAGUAUAUGUGAACAUAAGGAGCUGACUAGUGAUGGAAUUGGGUUAUCCUAGUAGCUGCUCAAUCAAAGAAAGAGACUUUUCCCUAGGAAGUACAAAAACAAAAACCAAACCUGUUGCCGUUCAGUCGAUUCCAACUCAUGGUGGCCCCGUAUGUUACAGAGUAAAACUG